Ipomoea triloba (trilobed morning glory) is the source of this 625-nucleotide messenger RNA. RefSeq lists its product as uncharacterized. NCBI's taxonomy places the organism in Eukaryota, Viridiplantae, Streptophyta, Magnoliopsida, Solanales, Convolvulaceae. The transcript has 3 exons. The coding region runs from base 177 to 518 and encodes 113 amino acids. The record is from RefSeq and is a predicted model, not a curated record.
UAGUCUCUUCAAUCUCCAAUCUCCAAUACAUUAUUAAAAACCUACAAUUAUUACUGUAUGCAAGUAACAAGUAAUGUAAGUAAAGAAUGUAAAAUCCCUAUAAAUACAUUUCAAAUCUGAAAGCCAAUGAGCCAAUUGUCCACAUCAAUAAAACCUUUCUGCGAAUUGAUUUUGAAAUGCCAUAUCAAUACCGACUUGCCUCUCAGAUUUGCCCUCUUCAAACAAGGAGAACAAUGGAAGUUCAGUUGUUAAGAGCAUUCGAAAUCCCUGAAAUGCAUGGAGGAUCAACAACCGAAAGCAAAGGUAGAGUUGUUAAGUUAUAUUCCCCACCACAAAAAGUCGUUGCUGGAAAAAAUUCCAGAUUAAUGGACUUUUUAAUUGAGGAAGCAGCUGGAUCUGACAGAUUAAGGAUCUGUAUGGUUAUUUUUGCAGGUGAUGAAUCAGACGUGGAAGCAUGGCUGUGGGAUGAAGUUUACAGUCCCAAUAAUUGCUGUAGUGUGAUGAGUUUGGCUUUUUAGACAUACUAUUUAACUACUUGAUGUUUUGUGGACCUUUAUUUAGGACAUUAGCUUCUUGUAUCCAUUUCAUUAAAUUAUUUCCUAUUUUCCUUAUUUUGCCUUUACUA